Molecule: messenger RNA, 2252 nt
Organism: Epinephelus fuscoguttatus (brown-marbled grouper)
Lineage: Eukaryota; Metazoa; Chordata; Actinopteri; Perciformes; Serranidae
Gene: hibch
Product: 3-hydroxyisobutyryl-CoA hydrolase
Exons: 14
Coding region: 203-1351 (382 amino acids)
Biological process (GO): L-valine catabolic process
Cellular component (GO): mitochondrion
Molecular function (GO): 3-hydroxyisobutyryl-CoA hydrolase activity
Source: RefSeq, a predicted model, not a curated record
CAGUAGGUGGCAGUGUGGCAGAAACUGCGCGCGGACUGAUCUCCCUCGUUGAUGCCUACGCCUCCGUGACGUCACCAUACUGACCAAUCAGGUAUAGCUCGGUGUCUCUUUCAGGAAGUCAACGCAGAAACAACAGAGCAAGGAAGGAGCAAAGAAAAACAUCUGUGAAAGUGCAGCCACACGACAUAAGUCAAAGAAAAUAAUGUCCUUAACUGUUUUGACGUCUGCUUACAGACUGAGGUCCCUUUGCAGACUGCAGCGAAUCCAUGGCCACAUGAUGUCGAGUCGUGUGGAACCAGAGGUUCUUUUGGAGAGAGUGGGGUGCGCAGGUGUGAUCACUAUAAACAGACCCAAAGUCCUAAAUGCCCUCAACCUGACCAUGAUCCAACAGAUCUACCCUCAGCUCAAGGAAUGGGAAAAUGACAAUGAGACUGACAUUGUGAUCAUCAGAGGAUCAGGUGGGAAAGCCUUUUGUGCUGGUGGAGACAUCAGAGCGGUCACAGAAGCAGGGAAAGUUGGAGACCCUCUUGCAGAGGAUUUUUUCCGUGAGGAAUAUAUUCUCAACAAUGCUAUUGGAUCAUGCAGGAAACCAUAUAUUGCCCUAAUUGAAGGAAUAACAAUGGGAGGGGGCGUAGGUCUGUCAGUUCAUGGACGGUUCCGGGUGGCCACUGAGAAGACGCUGUUUGCCAUGCCAGAGACUGCCAUUGGGCUUUUCCCUGACGUGGGAGGUGGCUAUUUUCUGCCGAGGCUCCGGGGGAAGCUGGGACUGUUUCUGGCCUUGACGGGCUUCCGUCUCAAGGGCCGUGAUGUGCAGAGAGCUGGAGUUGCCACUCACUUUGUAGAGUCUAAGAAGAUCCCAGAUUUGGAGAAGGAGCUGGUGGACUUGAAGUCUCCCUCUGCUGAAGACGUCUCCAAAGUGCUAGACUCCUACCAGAACCAGAGUAGUCUGGAUUCUGAGAAGCCUUUUGUGUUGGACAAGCACAUGUCGGAUAUUGACAGGCUGUUCAGCUCCAGCAGUGUGGAGGGCAUCGUGCAGAACCUGAAGGCAGAUGGCUCAGAGUUUGCUAACAAACAAGCUGAGACACUGUCCAAGAUGUCUCCCACAUCCCUGAAAAUCACCUAUAGGCAGCUGCAGGCGGGUGCAACUCUGAGCCUGCAGGAUGUGUUGGUGAUGGAGUAUCGACUGAGCCAGGCUUGCAUGAGGGGCUGCGACUUUUAUGAGGGUGUACGAGCCGUAUUGGUUGACAAAGACCAGAAUCCCAAGUGGAACCCGUCAACACUGGAGGAGGUGUCAGAGCAAGCUGUGGAGCAGUGCUUCUCCUCACUGGGAGAGAAAGACCUGACUUUAUGAAGCUUCACACCUUCAAACACGCACACACACACCAUUAAGCCUUCUCUGAGCCUCCUGUCCCCACAUCCCUUCAUGGUCAGUCAUGUGAGAGGAGUGUACUGCUGAGGAUGAGAGAAAGUUUGAUAUUUUACAACAAGUACAUCCAUAGGUUAUAUACCUAAUAGUUUGACUCAGUACUAUUUAAUACUGCAGUGACAUUUUACAGGAAGAUCCAGGCUGCUCCUCUGCAGCUGAGGAAAAGAAGGUCUGAUUCAUCACAGCUAGAAAUCAAAAAUAGUAGCAGAAGAGGCAGCUUACAGAUGCCCUGUGUGUCACACAUGAAAAAUGUUUAGUGUAAACUUGCUCUGCAGUGGAAGUGGAGUGGAGUGUUUUUCUUUUACUUAAGUUGAAUAACUCUGCUGCUGCAAUUGCAAGGAAUCUGCCGCACAGCAGCAUUAACACGAGGACAUGGGAGGAGAAAUGAUCUCACCGCUGAGUGCUUUAUUACAUUUCCUGUGGGUGUUUGUUGAUGUGACAUGGAUCAAUAUCAUCUGUAUUUCUGCAGUUUGGUCACUUGUUCUCAUUCAGAUGAUAUAUUGUCUCUGUUUCUGUAGUUUUUGUCUGUUUCCUGUAUUUUUCUUUUUUUUAGAUGGAUAAAGAAAGAAAGAAUUCUCUGACACAUCCAAACAACACUCCCAAAACAAAUGGCAGAUUUAGACAUUUAUCAUUAUUGGUUCUGAAUGCAUUUACAUGAUUGUUACAUUGCAUUUCUGUGUGUGAUAUAGUGAGUUUUUAUAGUUUACCUCAUAGUAUCAAAUCGCCUCCCUAAACAAGUUCUCAAUAUCUGCAUUAUUUUUGAGACACCAGUAAGGCAUUGAUUCUGGAACAAAGCGCAAUAAAGAGUUGGUAAUGAAAUCUAAAA